CCCUCCAGCCUGUGCCCGGCGCGCUUCCUUUUGCGCCGGCGCAGUGGGCCGCAACCCGGAAGGGUUCUUCACUUCCGCGCUCCCUUCCGCCCUCCUUUCCGGCCUGCGCCCGAGCGGGUGGUGCUCAAAUGGCUCCCGCAAAGAAAGGCAGUGAGAAGAAGAAGGGGCGAUCUGCCAUCAACGAGGUGGUGACCAGGGAGUACACCAUCAACAUCCACAAGCGGAUCCAUGGAGUUGGCUUCAAGAAACGGGCACCGCGUGCUCUCAAGGAAAUCCGUAAAUUUGCAAUGAAAGAAAUGGGUACCCCUGAUGUUCGCAUUGACACCAGGCUGAACAAGGCAGUCUGGGCUAAAGGAAUAAGGAAUGUUCCUUACCGUAUCCGUGUGCGUUUGUCCCGAAAACGCAAUGAGGAUGAAGAUUCACCAAACAAGCUGUACACGCUGGUAACCUACGUACCAGUCACAACAUUCAAAGGUCUACAGACAGUCAAUGUGGAUGAAAAUUAAACUGAUUUUAAUUACAAUAAAGUUAAAAAAAGAAAGUUUACUCUUAAA
Molecule: messenger RNA, 554 nt
Organism: Numida meleagris (helmeted guineafowl)
Lineage: Eukaryota; Metazoa; Chordata; Aves; Galliformes; Numididae
Gene: RPL31
Product: ribosomal protein L31
Exons: 5
Coding region: 129-506 (125 amino acids)
Biological process (GO): cytoplasmic translation
Cellular component (GO): ribosome; cytosolic large ribosomal subunit
Molecular function (GO): structural constituent of ribosome
Source: RefSeq, a predicted model, not a curated record